Messenger RNA from Schistosoma rodhaini, 663 nucleotides. NCBI's taxonomy places the organism in Eukaryota, Metazoa, Platyhelminthes, Trematoda, Strigeidida, Schistosomatidae. The record is from the annotation of a GenBank genome assembly.
AUGCCAAAUGUGCUGUGCAUAAAACGUUUACAGGUAGAUUAUAGUGGGAUUAGGAAAAUUCUUUAUCAUGAUAAAAAAAAAGAUGAUAUACCAAUCUCUGCAAGUAGAGAGAUAAUAUUUAUACUUUACAGUGACGCUCCAUCAAUCCCUAUUAAAAUUGCAUUAAAAUUAUUUAAAUUUGAUUGUGUUAUAUUUCAUGAUGUUGAUUUAGCACCAAUUAAUUAUUAUAAUUCAUAUCAAUGUGAUCAAUUAACUAAACAUAUGAUGAUACAUUUAAGUGUUGCGAUAAAUACAAAUAAAUUUAAAUUACCUUAUGAAACAUAUAUUGGUGGAGUUAUAAAAAUAUCUACACAUCAUUUUAUUACUGUUAAUGGAUAUUCUAAUGAUUAUUGGGGUUUAGAUAAUGAAAAUGAUGAUAAUUUUGAAAAACGUCUUAAAUUUACGGGUAUAAAAUAUAUACAUGUUAAUGAUAAAAUUGGACAAUAUAUUUAUAUACCAUAUACAUCAUCGUAUUCUUUACAAUCUAAUCAUUUAAAAAAAUUAUUAGAAAACUCAGAUGAACAGAUAAACUUUCAUGGAUUAGAUGCUGUAUCAUAUAAAGUGAUUUCACGAUCAAAUCAACCAUUUUUUACACAUCUUCGAGUUUUAAUAAAACAAAGUUGA